UACUUGAGUUGUUUCUAUUUAGGUAUCUUUAAUUUUACUCAAGUAUGACAAUUGGGUACUUUUUCGUCCACUGAGAAUUAAGCAUAAUGAUUAUGGAUCUAGAUUGCAGGAAAAAGCUGUUUCAGGUGUUUUAAAAAUGCCAAAUGAUCCUACUUCCGGACCACCCCCCAGCCUUCCUCAAGUACUUUAUGCCCCCUCAGAUUUUUGGGGUGCAUGACACCCCUGACCUCAUAUGUACCCCUUACAUCCCGGUAUGGGGGGUUAUCCUAUAACUCCUAAUUGAUCAGCCCCAGCAUUUGGCAGCCACGGUGGUCCUCUAAUGAGGAGGUUAACAGAUCUGUGAAAUCAGAGCUUCAGUUUGAUAUUCCCUUGGGUUUACACCGGUUAAAAAUAACCCAGAUCGGUCAGCUAAGCAAAAAAGAGUUGGCCUCUGAGGCUGUGGUAGCUGGAUUCUUGUGUAGUGGGACAGGGUUGGCCAGUAUGCAGUCAGUGCGGAAAGCAGGUCAACACCACUGACUGCACUGCUGUGACCUGAAAUAGGGCUGUGUUCAGGAUUACCUAAAACUGAACAUUAAGAAUGACAUCAACAGCAAUUAAAGCACCCCUGGGUGCAAAUAGUCCGGGUGGCCAUUUGAUUAAUUGUUCAGCAGUCUUUUGGACCUAGACUUGGCGCUCCGGUACCGCUAACUUUUAUUUGUGAUAUGUUUAGAACGAAUAGAUUACACCCUUGCAGAACACAUGAACAUGUGCAAUUUCUUUGGGAGAUUUUAUUUGUGGUGACUUGAUAUGUGCAUAUUUGCGUCCCUAAUCUGGCCUCGGUUGUUUAAUUUGUUGCAGUGCUCAAUUAGUUUUUCUCUAACCUCUAACAGUAGUUUUAGGACAUAUUAAAAGGCAAAGUACAUUUUGUGAAGGCUGUGAAUGUGAUAUAAUAAUACAUUUAAAAAAUAGUCUGGGACAAUGUAGACGAGAUGUUGGCUUUCAUUCAACUGGAGCAUAUAUUCAGUACCUAUUGAUAGUCAAUGGCCUGGAGAGAGGGGGGAGGUAAACAAGAUGGCGGCAACCUGAUAGCAGCUGCAUCAAUAAUAGCAAACCUCAUAUUUAUGCAGACAGAGACAAAUAAAACACUACAUAACAUCUGUCGAUAGAGUCUGGAUGUUAAGGUUCUCUGGAGCAGUUGCCAACUGGGAAAGACUAGUGAACUCCAUAGAAGAGCUGACAAUAAAUCUAGGACCCAGAGCAUAACCAAAGUAAAGACUGAAAUAACUAAUUUCGGUGUGAUUGAGUAUUUAUUGCAUCUGCACUUAGAUCAAGGCAAACCAAUGGUGACCAUGGAUCGCUACAAGGUUCUAUGGCCGUCAUGCUUUGCUUGGCUUUGAAACAGGACUGGUUACCUCUCCGUCUGCAUGUCGCCAUCUCAUAUCAGAUCACAGAUGGAGGUGACAUGGAGCUAAGCAGCGGAAUGUAAACUCAGCCAGACAUCUCACUCUGCUCAGUAGCACCUGUCCCACAGCCUGAACUCUCCACAAAUCUUUUCACCCUGGAACCUUGGCAUCGCUGGGUCUUAGUUAACUACCCCACACCACUCUGGAAACGUUUACAGCUAGCCUACAUCUUGUUCCCACGAACUUAAACUAACCUCUGUGUUUACAGACCUACUCUAUUACAAGGUAAACUGUUUCUCUCAAUGCCCAUGCCUGGCUACACCUCCAAUGUCACUUAGUGUUUUCUAAUUGAACUGUGUCCCUGAGCCACCAGCAUACACAGCCCAAGCCAAAGGCUUGAGGUCACAGUCCACUAUAUUGGACUGUCUGGACGCUACACACUACAGUAACUAAGUUGAUUUAACCAUGAGUGUCGGGGAGCUGCAGCACCUGGACUAUCUGACUGAGAAUGAGCUGAUGGGCAUGGACACGUUCAUCCACCGCAUCGACUCCACAGAGGUGAUCUACCAGCCGCGCAGGAAGAGGGCCAAGCUGAUCGGGAAGUACCUGAUGGGAGACCUGUUGGGGGAGGGCUCCUACGGUAAGGUGAAGGAGAUGCUGGACUCUGACACGCUGUGUCGCAGGGCCGUCAAGAUCCUCAAGAAGAAGAAGCUCAGAAGGAUCCCCAAUGGAGAGGCCAACGUGAAGAAGGAGAUCCAGCUGCUCCGGAGACUUCAGAACAAAAAUGUGAUCCAUUUGGUGGACGUGUUGUACAAUGAAGAGAAGCAGAAAAUGUAUAUGGUGAUGGAGUAUUGCGUAUGUGGGAUGCAAGAAAUGCUGGACAGCGUCCCAGAGAAAAGAUUUCCAGUAUUUCAAGCUCACGGGUACUUUUUACAGCUGUUAGAUGGUCUUGAAUAUUUGCACAGCCAGGGAAUCGUUCACAAAGACAUUAAACCAGGGAAUCUGCUGCUGACCACCGACGGCACGCUCAAGAUCUCAGACCUGGGCGUGGCAGAGGCUCUGCACCCGUUUGCAAAGGAUGACACGUGCCGUACAAGUCAGGGAUCGCCAGCGUUUCAGCCCCCCGAGAUCGCCAACGGCCUGGACACGUUUUCAGGGUUCAAAGUGGACAUCUGGUCCGCAGGCGUCACACUAUACAACAUUACAACGAGUCUAUAUCCGUUUGAAGGGGACAACAUCUAUAAGCUAUUUGAGAACAUUGGGAAGGGAGACUACAGUGUUCCUGAGGAGUGUGGCCCCUCCCUGUCAGACCUAUUGCAAGGAAUGCUUGAAUAUGAUCCCGUCAAGAGGUUUUCCAUACAGCACAUCCGGCAACACAACUGGGUACGUAAAAAACACCCACCAACGGAGCCCCCGGUGCCCAUCCCAGCCAGCGCGGAGAGCCGGGACGUGUGGCGCAGCAUGACGGUGGUGCCCUACCUGGAAGACCUGCACGGCUACACCGAGGAAGAGGACCAGGAGUUCUAUGACCAGGAGGAUGACAUCAUCUACACUCAGGACUUCACUGUGCCAGGGCAGGUACCAGAGGAGGAUGAGGCUGAGGUGGAUCUGAGCCGGGCCCAGGCCAAGCCUGUGUGUGUAAACGGAACGGAGAGCAAGGCCAAGCCUGAGCGCAGGUCCUCCUCCUCAUCCAAUCCCUCCCGCAAAGGAGUCUCCACAGCCAGCAAGAUACGCAAGUUCUCCACCUGCAAACAGCAAUGACCCCACCUCAACAACCCAUCUGGUUUAUCUUUCCCAUCCUUGGCACGGGUGAGAGAGAACUGCUGAUGUUGUUCCUCCUGAACCAUUUGGCUACAAACUCUUCAAGGAUGUUAUGCGCACAGCGGAGAGAUGGACAGAGAGCAGCAGAGAAACAGACUGUACCCUCAAGGGUCUUUGUGUGAAGUGGCUCUUUGUGUUUCCGUUCCCCCUCUGUUCUUUUGCUCCCUCCGUCCUCCCCUCUCAGGCUGUCCCAGAGGAGGCAUGGCUGGCCGUGCAAGUCCCACCUUCGUGACCCCAUUGGUUUUAGUUCUUAGACAACCUUUUAUUUGACAGAACCUAAAGAUACACAUUGUAAAAUGAAUUUGAUUGAUAAAGAAUAGCUCUUCAUUUGAACUAUGAGGAUAGUGAUACUGAUAUAAAAACUGCAUGCUGGAUUGAACUUUGAGAAACUGCUGAGUUAAGGACAGACAAACAGACUGAAACCUUGGCCUCCACCACUGGUGUGUUGGGAGGGGCUUUAUUGUGUUCAUUAGGUUUUGUUUAUUUUUUUCCAAUUAAUCUUUUUUUAUUAUUAUUUAUAUAAAACACAUCCCAACCAAA
Oncorhynchus nerka (sockeye salmon) is the source of this 3743-nucleotide messenger RNA. Its product is annotated as serine/threonine-protein kinase STK11-like. Gene Ontology annotation, biological process: establishment of cell polarity; DNA damage response; regulation of Wnt signaling pathway. Lineage: Eukaryota; Metazoa; Chordata; Actinopteri; Salmoniformes; Salmonidae. The transcript is spliced from 11 exons. Gene Ontology annotation, molecular function: ATP binding; protein kinase activator activity; protein serine/threonine kinase activity. Bases 1848 to 3143 code for a protein of 431 amino acids. The record is from RefSeq and is a predicted model, not a curated record. Gene Ontology annotation, cellular component: cytoplasm; nucleus.